Messenger RNA from Mucor mucedo, 501 nucleotides. RefSeq lists its product as uncharacterized. Lineage: Eukaryota; Fungi; Mucoromycota; Mucoromycetes; Mucorales; Mucoraceae. The transcript has 5 exons. Bases 14 to 394 code for a protein of 126 amino acids. The record is from RefSeq and is a predicted model, not a curated record.
UCUUAAUAUACAUAUGGCUUCAGUAGCAAAUCAAAUUGAACAAACUCUUGCGGCAAAAGAACAUUUAGCUGAAGAGCUCUUGAUUAACAAGCAAGCUAUUCUUGAUUUCGAAAGAAGGAAGAGCAGUAAUGCCGCCGCCAUUUCUCACGUCAAGAGAAGUCAAGACAAGAAAUUAUGGACAUUUUCUAGCGACAUGUUUAUAAAAUUACCCACCAACAAAACUCAAGAGCUACUCGAAAAAGAUCAAAAGGUUUUGGACGAAAAAAUUGAGGCGUCUAAACAAAUCGUUGACAAAAAUACAUUAGCGUUGAAAGAUAUGGAGAACAAACGAGAUUUGCAUGGAUUUAAUUUAAGUGGGUUAACUGCAACGGAUUUGUAUAAUAAUACGAAAUAAAUGAUAAGGAGGGAGAGGGGAUAUAUAUAUAUGUGUGUAUGUAAAAAUAAAUAACAUUUUCAAGUAAAAAUAAUUAAAGGUGUGACGGUAUCGAUAAUACCACCCGU